AACUCAGUUCUUGCAGAACACAGGUUCGACAAAAUGGGAAAGAUCGGUGUUGUGCUAAUAUUCAUUUGCAUUCUCGCGACUAUUGUGAGUUGUGAGAAGGCUCGUUUCGAUAACUACCGAGUGUUUACGGUUGGUGUAGACAGUGAAGAUCAACUAAAAGUGUUGCGUGAAUUGGAAAGUGUUUCAUCAUCAAGCUAUGACUUCUGGACUAGUCCUACUAAAAUUGGUCGAUCUGUAGACAUUAUGGUGCCCCCACAUAAGUCUGCGGAAUUUGAAGAAGUUAUGACAACGUAUCAGUUUGCUACGACGUUGAAAGUUGAAAACGUUCAGGAGCUCAUUGACAACGAACAGCCGAAAUUUAGAGCCAGAGAUGGUGAAUUUGGAUGGACACAGUAUCAUACCCUUGAGGAGAUCUACGCUUGGUUGGACUUGAUGCUAGAACAAUACAGCACCGUCCUAACACCUAUCGAUGCAGGAAACAGUUUCGAAGGACUACCAAUUAGAGGAGUUCUACUGUCUUAUCGUGAGGGAAACCCCGCUGUCUUCAUUGAAUCCAACACCCAUGCUAGAGAAUGGAUCACUUCUGCUACAGCCACAUAUGUCCUUAAUGAAUUCCUAACAUCAACUGAUCCUGAUAUUCGUCGAAUUGCUGAAAGUUACGACUGGUACAUCUUUCCCAAUGUCAAUCCUGAUGGAUUCCGGUUUUCUCAUGAGAAUAAUCGAAUGUGGAGAAAGACACGAUCCCGUCAUGGUUUAGUUUGCAGGGGAGUUGAUCCAAACCGAAAUUGGGCUCAUCAAUGGCAAGAUGGAUCAGGCCCUGGGGCAAGUAGUGACGUUUGCUCAGAGACAUACGCUGGACCUCAAGGAUUCUCUGAACCAGAAACCAGACAACUGGCUGACUUUAUACUUGAUCAUGUAAACCAUAUCAAAGUUUUCUUGUCAUUCCAUUCAUACAGUCAGUUACUCCUGUAUCCUUGGUCCUAUACAGCAGAACGAGCAGAUAAUUAUGAUGAUCUGCAUCAAAUAGGAGUAGUAACGGGCGAUAAGCUUAAGGAGCUAUAUGACACGGAAUACACAAUUCAGAGUUCAUACGAACUCUAUAUUUCUACUGGGACUAGUGUUGAUUGGACCUAUGGACAGGCCGGUAUAAGAAUAGGCUACACUUAUGAAUUCCGUGACACAGGACGUUAUGGAUUUAUUCUCCCAGCUGAUCAAAUUAUUCCUAAUGCGGUUGAAGUCUUGCAAUCAAUGAUCGCAAUGCUAGAUGAAUGCGAAAAUUUGGGCUACAUGACGCAAAUAAACAGGAUGAAAUUUGUGAUCUUAGGCAUUUUAAUAGCCUUCGUAGUGGCUGAUCCAGCGCGUUUUGAUAACUAUCGCGUGUACAGUGUUUCAGUAGAGUCAGAAGAUAACUUAAAAGUGCUCAGGAGUGUAAACAGAGGUCUCAACGGUUACGACUUUCUCGUGGAACCAAGAAUACUCGGAGAUACUGCUGAUAUCAUAGUUCCUCCGCAUUUGCAAAAUGAUUUUGAGCAACUUGCCAAAAAGCAUGAACUUAAGGUAGAAUUGGUUAUUCCUGAUCUACAACGUAUGAUUGAUAUGGAGAGACCGAUAGAGAACAUUCAAAAAGCAUCAGAAGAUUUCGACGUAAAUGAAUACCACAGUACUGAGCAUAUCAAUGAGUGGUUGUACUAUCUGGCUGAGCAAUAUCCGGAAGUUCAAAUCAUCAGGGGCGGAUCCACUUUUGAAGGUCGAGACAUUAUUGGAAUAAACAUCAACCGGAGAGGAGAUGAUAGCCCAGGAAUUUUCAUUGAGUCAAAUAUCCAUGCACGAGAAUGGAUUACUUCAGCCUCAACUGUAUGGAUGAUAAACAAGCUUCUAACGGCAACCGAUACUGAGCCAGAGUACAAGGAUUUAGCUGACAACAUUAACUGGUACAUCUUCCCAGUGGUUAAUGUUGAUGGAUAUGAAUAUUCACGAGAUGUCUAUAGAAUGUGGCGUAAAACGCGUUCUCGUCAGGGCUUUAUUUGUCAUGGAGUGGAUCCUAAUCGGAAUUGGGACACAUACUGGCAGACCGGAGGAACUGGGGCUUCGGAUAACAUGUGCGAUGGGGACUUUGGCGGACCUGAAGCAUUCUCCGAAAUCGAAACUGAAACUCUAUCUGAUUACAUCCUCAGCAUUCAGGACAAACUCAAUAUCUACAUUUCAUUCCACUCUGCUGCCGAAUUGCUCCUGUUUCCAUGGGGUCAUACCUCUGAUCCAGUACCCGGCUUUGAAGACUUUAAUACAAUAGCUCAAACUACAGUUGACGCUCUUAGAGAAAGACACGGAACUCAGUAUCGCUUUGGUUCAAUUAACCAAGCAAUUUAUCCAGCAACUGGUGGUUCUAUAGAUUGGGUAUUUUUGAGACUUGGCAUACUUUCAUACUGUUAUGAGUUCAGAUCUAGGAACACAGCUACUGGUGAGAGAUAUGGAUUCCUUGCGCCCCCUGAUCAGAUUCAACCAAAUGCAGAAGAGGUAUUGGAUUCCAUGGUUGCAAUGGUUGCCAAAGCCAGGGAACUCGGCCAUCUCUGAAAACUUACCUGUUAGCUGAAUGUAGGCACGAUUCACACAAAGCGAACCUUCAAACGAUACGAAUUUUCUCUUUGUUUG
This is a messenger RNA of Phlebotomus papatasi, 2649 nucleotides long. RefSeq lists its product as uncharacterized. The transcript is spliced from 9 exons. NCBI's taxonomy places the organism in Eukaryota, Metazoa, Arthropoda, Insecta, Diptera, Psychodidae. The coding region runs from base 34 to 2571 and encodes 845 amino acids. The record is from RefSeq and is a predicted model, not a curated record. Gene Ontology annotation, biological process: proteolysis. Gene Ontology annotation, molecular function: zinc ion binding; metallocarboxypeptidase activity.